Trichomonas vaginalis G3 is the source of this 414-nucleotide messenger RNA. RefSeq lists its product as uncharacterized. The transcript has a single exon. The coding region runs from base 1 to 414 and encodes 137 amino acids. Lineage: Eukaryota; Parabasalia; Trichomonadida; Trichomonadidae. The record is from RefSeq and is a predicted model, not a curated record.
AUGGCUCAGGUAGGUAAAUUAGGUAAAUUGUCUUGUCAAAUCCUUCCGACAUUCCAAGUUCUUCCUUCCGACAUUCCAAGUUCUUCCUUCCGACAUUCCGAGUCCUUCCUUCCGACAUUCCAAGUUCUUCCUUCCGACAUUCCAAGUCCUUCCUUCCAACUGGAAAAAAAUUUCCCGACAACUGGAAAAAAAUUUCCUGACAACUGGAAAAAAAUUUCCUGUUGUUCGUCCGUAAACCAUUCAAAUUUUCGAAAAUUGAGAACUUUUUGGUCGAACGACAGAAAAAGUUUUUCCUUCCAACAGGAAAAGUUCUUCCUUCCGACAGGACACAAACGGAUGACUGACGUUCCUCUUCCUGAAUGCCUUCCAAAGCCAGAAGAACCGACAGCCCCAGCACCACAACAGACUUACUAA